This is a messenger RNA of Lipotes vexillifer (Yangtze River dolphin), 1350 nucleotides long. NCBI's taxonomy places the organism in Eukaryota, Metazoa, Chordata, Mammalia, Artiodactyla, Lipotidae. The record is from RefSeq and is a predicted model, not a curated record.
AUGGGCCUGCCAGCUCCCGGAGGCGUCGUGAGCACGGUUCACCUCCUGCGUGACUGUGGCUGUGAGGUGAAUCAGCCAAUCAAACAACAGUUCCGGAACCCAGCUUGGCAGGCGCUGAGCAAGUCCCUGGAGGACACUGGGCUGUGUGUGGCCCUAGGCGUGCUGCCUGCUGGGCCACCACCCUUGGCACUGCGGGCACCAGCAGGCCGUGCCUCUGCUCAGAGGCUCAGGCUUUUCAAAGAGCAGCUGCAGCUUCCAGGGUGCCUGUGGGGCAUCAGCGAGGAAGGCUUCCCAGCCUCCCAGUGUGGUGUUAACCGCGUCUUCUGUGAGCCUUGUCCUCCCUCUUACGUGCCCCCCUUGGAGCCCCUGAGCACGGCGUCUUCCUGCGUGUGCCAGUUUAUGAGUGUGUUAGUCUCCGUCCGGCCAGAGGUGCCCCCAUACCCCAAGUGUGCCAGCAGCCCAGAGGGGCCCUGCCAGUCUCUGAAUCCAGGCCUGGUGCCCACUGGCCCGGCCGCUCAGCCUUCCUUCAGACGGCGGUCUUCGUUGGCCCGGUCCUUGUCCACCCAGAAGGAGGCCAGGCCCUCGGGGACCCUCCGGCCCAGCCGCCAGCAGGCGUCCGCAGGCCCGCAGGUCCACUCCGCACCAUCAUCACCACCGUCAUCACCACUGUCAUCACCGUCAUCACCACCAUCAUCACCAGCACCACCAUCAUCAUCACCCUCAUCACCACUGUCAUCAUCAUUUCCACCAUCACCACCGUCAUCACCAUCACCAGCACCAUUAUCACCAUCAACAUCACCACCUCCAUCAUCACCAUCACCCUCACCAUCCCCACUGUCUCAGUCAGCUCAGAACCCUGAAACAAAAUACCACAGACCAGCACCCACCAUCCCCAACAUCACCUCCACCAUUAAAACCACCACGACCACCAUCACCACGAGCUCCUCACUUCCCCACUUGCAGCGCCAGCACCCUUGCCACCACGCCACCUUCAUCCCCGCCUGCCUCCACCCGGGCUGCUCCGAACAGAAUACCACCAACGGGGGCGGGGGCACAGCCAUCAACAUCACUAUCACCACCUUCACCAUCCACACGACCACCCUGACCCACCUGCCCUCUGGCUGGCGGUGCACUUCACUGAUGAAGACCUCCCAGGAACAGAAGCCGCGUGUGUCCCUGCCGCCGACCUCCAUCCCUCCAGAAACAUCUGGCUACGGUGGUCCCGAGCUGCCUCCAAAGGGCUCUGCCUUCCGACCUGGAUGCCUGAAUUCCAUCUACAACCUGCGAGUCCAGCCUUUGCUCGGCCAGGCUCAGGCAAGGGGCAACCCCGGCGGAGGCUGCCUGUCCUGA